AUGCCUCUAUCAGAGAAGGUGGCCUUUGUCACGGGCGCUAAUGGCAUCAGUGGGUUUUCAAUCGUUGAACAUCUGAUUCGGACGCCAAAGGACGAGUGGAUCAAAAUCAUCGUCACAUCGAGGCGACCCCCUCCUGUUGCUUGGAUCGACCCUCGAGUUGAGUUUGUUGCAGUUGAUUUCCUGGAUCCAGUCGAGAACAUUGUUGCCAAAUUGAAGGAAAUCUGUGCGGACGUUACGCACGCCUUCUUUACAUCGUACGUGCACAGCGAUGACUUUAAGGAACUUCCUGUGCAGAACGUUCCUUUGUUCCGCAACUUCCUUGAUGCCGUAGAUGAGACGUGUGCUAGGCUGCAGCGAGUCACUUUGCAGACCGGCGGAAAGUAUUAUGGUGUUCACCUCGGACCCGUCAAAGCCCCCCUCGAAGAGUCGUUCCCUCGCUAUGACGAUCAGGGAUACAACUUCUACUAUCCACAGGAGGACUAUCUCAAGGAGCUCUCUGCUCGUAGCAAAACUUGGUCAUGGAACAUAAUUCGCCCCAAUGCUAUCAAUGGCUACACGCCUCAUGCGAACGGAAUGUCGGAGGUUUUCACCUUGGCUCUCUACAUGUUGAUCUGUCGCGAGCUGGGCCAACCAGCCAACUUCCCAGGCAAUGAGUAUUUUUGGAACACUGUUGACGACAACUCAUACGCUCCCAGUCUAGCGGAUCUAACCGUCUAUGUCGCCUCUCAGGAUCAAUGUAAGGACGAGGAUUUCAAUCACACCAAUGGGGACGUCUUUAUCUGGAAGUAUAUAUGGCAAGACUUUGCCGCCUAUCUGGGUGUUGAGAGCCCAGAUCCAACUUUCGAGAAGGCCCCUGGUCGGACAGAUCACCUGGCGUGUGAAAUUGACAUGGUGGAAUGGGCGAAAGACAAGCGUCCUCAUUGGGAACGAAUUGUCAGCAAGUAUGGCGGCAGGGCUGAUGCCUUCGAUUGGGGAACCUGGGGCUUUUUCAACUGGGCUGCGGGCCGAUCGUGGAUCACAAUCUCGUCUGUGCACAAGGCGAGAAAGUUUGGCUGGCAGCGGAGUGACCGGACAUUGGAUACUUGGAUUGAAACCUAUCGAUCCUUUGAGAAUGCGGGUGUUCUUCCUUCGCGUUCGGCUCUGCACACCUUCAAGGUCAAAUAG
Molecule: messenger RNA, 1164 nt
Organism: Penicillium canariense
Lineage: Eukaryota; Fungi; Ascomycota; Eurotiomycetes; Eurotiales; Aspergillaceae
Product: SDR family oxidoreductase
Exons: 5
Coding region: 1-1164 (387 amino acids)
Source: RefSeq, a predicted model, not a curated record